AUGGGUAGUGCAUAUAAGAUUUUCGGUAGAACAUUCCAACCUCAUCAACUGGCUAUUGCCACGUUGGCCACAGUAGCCGUCAUUGCUGCUCCUAAUCCAUUCGCCGCCAAGAAGCCAAAGGUAGCUGAAAUUAAGGCUGAAUCUGCAGAGGAAGAAGCAUUCAUUAAGGCUUAUAUUGAGAAGCAUAGUACUGAAGCAAAGGCAGCUUAA
This is a messenger RNA of Maudiozyma barnettii, 210 nucleotides long. RefSeq names its product F1F0 ATP synthase subunit k (gene ATP19). The record is from RefSeq and is a predicted model, not a curated record. The coding region runs from base 1 to 210 and encodes 69 amino acids. Gene Ontology annotation, biological process: proton motive force-driven ATP synthesis. NCBI's taxonomy places the organism in Eukaryota, Fungi, Ascomycota, Saccharomycetes, Saccharomycetales, Saccharomycetaceae. The transcript has a single exon.